GUGGUGAGCAGCGAGCUUCCUUUACUCUCCUCUCCCUGCGUCUCACUCAGGGCCUCCGUCACGGCUGAAGAGCAGCUUCUAUUGCUUCUAUAACCACCAGGAAAAGUCUCAGCAGCUCCAACUUAUCAUUAUUAUCAUUUUAAUUCACGAUGGCUCUCCAUAUAUCUGGUCUAAUAACGAUGGCCAUCUUUUAUUUGUUGGUGCUGGGGAUUGGGAUCUGGGCUUUUUUGAAAGCUAAGAAGAUGGAGAAAAAUUCAGCUGGUGGACAGGUGGAAGUUUCUUUUUUGGUUAAUCGGAGGGUCACCUUGGCAGUGGGCGUCUUGGCAGUGUGUGAUCAGUAAUUUGGUGCUAACUUCAAACACAUUUUGCUUUGUUUUUUUUUAAUGAAACAAUAUCUGUUUGCUUUUAUAAAAGUAGUAACUUGUACCAUGAAUGUGAGACUUGUGUGUGCUCUGUCUUGUAUGAUUGGCUGCAGCUACUUGGGUUGGAGGUGCCUUUGUCAUUGGAGUUGCAGAGACUGUUUAUGACCCCACAAAGGGGCUAAUCUGGGCUCUCAUUCCUCUACAAAUAUCAGUUUCAUUCAUCAUCGGUGGUCUGUUCUUCGCAAAGCCGAUGCGGGAUAAAAAUUACAUCACCAUGAUGGAUCCCUUUCAGAGGAAGUAUGGGACAACACUGACCGGGCUUCUCGCCAUCAUCCCUUUCAUAAGUGAAGUCAUGUGGGUUCCUGUCACGCUGAUUUCCUUGGGAGUCACACUUUCCGUCUUUUCCGAUCUGCCCUUAAGUCUCUGCAUCUGGAUCUCUGCUGCGGUGGGCAUCGUCUACACAGUUCUUGGAGGUCUCUAUUCAGUUGCUUUUACUGAUGUCAUCCAGUUAUCACUGGUGUUUUGUAGCUUGUGGUUGUGUGCUCCCUUCGUUCUGGCGAGUGAUGUCUACACUGACCUCCGUCAAACGGCUUUCAACCACACAUUUCAGGCGCCCUGGCUCGGCCGCCUUGAGCCUGAUGACGUGUGGAUAUGGAUCGAUAAUUUUCUCGCAAUGAGUGUUGGAAAUUUGGCGUUUCAGGACUUCUAUCAGAGAACACUCUCCUCCAGCUCCACGGCCACGGCCAGAAUGAUUUGUUUCAUAGCGGCAGGUGUGGUCAUUGUUCUGGGAAUUCCACCUGUGCUGAUCGGAGCUGUUGCAGCAUCAACAGACUGGAACCUGACCUCUUAUGGCUCACCUUCACCCUAUGAGCGAGGAGAGGCUGCCAUGGCGUUGCCCAUUAUCCUUUUGCAUCUUACCCCCACCGCUGUUUUCGUUGUCGGCAUGGGAGCCAUCGCCGGCGCUGCCAUGUCAUCCACUGACUCGUGCCUGCUGGCGGCAACCUCCAUCUUCACCACCAACAUCUACACCCUCGUUAGGCAUCAGGUAUCAGAGAAAGAGCUGCAGUGGGUGAUCCGCCUCUCCAUAGUGGUCGUAGGGACUGUAGGAACCUCACUCACCUACCUGGACAGCAGAACGUUGGCCUUCUGGAUCCUCAGCUCUGACUUGACCUACACCGUCAUGCUCCCCCAGCUGAUCUGCAUCCUCUUCGUCGGAUCAUCCAAUGCCUACGGGGCUGUGGCAGGUUACGUUGUUGCCUUUGUGAUGAGAGUGCUGUGUGGCGAGCCGGUGUUCAACCUUCCCGCCAUCCUGCGUUUCCCUGGCUGCUCUCUGGAGGAUGGUGUUUAUGUGCAGCGCUGGCCUUUCAAGACCACUUGCAUGCUGUCCUCUCUGGUCACCAUCCUGGUAUUUUCUUAUGCGACAUCGCUCUUGUUCAACAAGGGGAUCCUCCCAGAGAGGUGGGACCUGUUCAGGGUGAAGACUCAAGAAGAAACAGCACCAGCAGAUGGCGCCAGACUCGGUGAAAAUGAUAAACAUGCAUCUGAACUGAUGUUGGACACAAGAUGCUAAGUUUAUCUUUUUUUCCUACAUUUUCAAGUCUUCAGCACUUCUGCUAUAUUAAAUGAUGCACAUUGGUAAUGGCAAUGCUGAUUUCUGGAUUACUUUUGUUGUUAUGCAAAAUAAAACGAACAAAUGCCUUUUACUUAACAGCUAGUUCAACAUUAUGUUUACAAUUACCUUGAGUCAGAAAACAAUUAAUCCCCACCAAGCUGCUUAGAGCACAUUUUACAUGUUUUUUUUUAAAAUCAUUAUUUAAGAGAAAUAUCUGCUCUGCUGUAACAGCAGCAUAUUUGUGUAUAUCACUAUUUGUGUGGGUAACUCCGUAUAACAACCACUGCUAAUAAUGAACUGAUUGUUAGUUAAACUUGAGUAAAUAGCUAUUUUACUGUUGACAUUUCAAUAAUAAAUAUGUCGUACUAAUCAGUGGGCAUGUUAUACUUUAAAUCUGUUUAUGUCAUUAAGUUGUGCAAUAUAAAAUUCCAUACUGUGAAAAAGUUUGCCCCCUCUCUGAUUUCUCAUU
Molecule: messenger RNA, 2443 nt
Organism: Haplochromis burtoni (Burton's mouthbrooder)
Lineage: Eukaryota; Metazoa; Chordata; Actinopteri; Cichliformes; Cichlidae
Product: high-affinity choline transporter 1
Exons: 7
Coding region: 613-1932 (439 amino acids)
Biological process (GO): transmembrane transport; choline transport; acetylcholine biosynthetic process
Cellular component (GO): plasma membrane
Molecular function (GO): choline:sodium symporter activity
Source: RefSeq, a predicted model, not a curated record